AUAACUACAGUGUAUUACCAAAAGUAAUCAAUGGCGGCAUUGCUGGGAUCGUGGGCGUGUCUAUGGUGUUUCCCAUUGAUUUGGUAAAAACUAGGCUACAGAAUCAAACCACUGGACCCGAUGGCAAAAGGCAGUAUACGAGCAUGUUAGAUUGUUUCAAGAAGACAUACGCAGCGGAGGGCUACUUUGGCAUGUACCGCGGCUCGGCCAUCAACAUAAUUCUGGUGACUCCGGAAAAGGCCAUCAAACUCGCCUCCAACGACUUCUUCCGCUACUACUUUACACAACCCGACGGAAGUUUGCCAGUUUCCCGGCAAAUCUUGGCCGGAGGAAUGGCCGGCGCGGCUGCCGGCGUCACCUUGACCACUCCCAUGGAACUGCUCAAAAUACAGUUGCAAGAUGCGGGCCGCGUCGCCGCUCAGGCAAAAGCUGAGGGUAAACAGAUUACAAAGAUCACGGCGAUGAGCGUAGCGAGCAAGCUGAUCAAGGAGCGAGGCAUCUUCGGCCUGUACAAAGGCGUGGGGGCGACUACCAUCCGUGAGCUUUACUUCUGCCUCAUCUACUUCCCGCUGUUUGCGAUGCUCAACUCGGCAACUAAUCCCGAACCGGGGAAAACUCCUCCCUUCUGGUGCUCAUUCGUGGCAGGGCUCGGGGCGGGCUCCUUCGCCGCGUUCGCCGCCACGCCAGUCGACGUCAUCAAGACGAGAAUGCAGACCCUCACAGUGGGUGCCAAGCAGUAUAACUCUAUAGCAGAAUGUCUCACAACCACAGUGAAGAACGAGGGUCUGACAGCGCUGUUCAAAGGCGGAGCUUGUCGUAUGAUGGUGAUCGCCCCACUCUUCGGCAUCGCGCAGACUGUCUACUACUUUGGCAUAGCCGAAAACCUUUUCGGGAUCAAGUGAAAUCAUACAGAAUGUAACAUUUUGUUCGUUGAUGUCUUUUGUUCGACGAAAUUAUAAAUUUGUAUAUACUACCGUCGGUUGAAGUAAAUACUAUCUAAUCAUGUAAUUCAUUUUAUAAGCCCAAAAAAAUAAAGGUAUAACUGAAAGACACAAGGAUCAACAAAAACAACCAUAAAAGACUGAUCUUAUGGGAUAUGUACUUAUUUAUAACUUCACAAGCAGAAUAGGAUAAGUAAUAAAGUUGCUA
Molecule: messenger RNA, 1149 nt
Organism: Amyelois transitella
Lineage: Eukaryota; Metazoa; Arthropoda; Insecta; Lepidoptera; Pyralidae
Product: mitochondrial glutamate carrier 1-like
Exons: 6
Coding region: 63-902 (279 amino acids)
Biological process (GO): malate-aspartate shuttle; aspartate transmembrane transport; L-glutamate transmembrane transport
Molecular function (GO): L-aspartate transmembrane transporter activity; L-glutamate transmembrane transporter activity
Source: RefSeq, a predicted model, not a curated record